AUGACCAAAGAUCAAGAAAUCAAGAAAUCAGGAUCAGAAUCAACUAUGGUUGAAGAUACUACAGAAUUGUAUGUGACUAUGUCACAAGAUGAGAACAGGAGAAUUGUGGUUCACUUCCACAUUUCUAUGCCUUCCCCUGGCACAGCAAAUGCACCUUGGUUUGAUGGCAGAGAUGCUAUCUUGUUUAUUGAAAGAUUUUAUCAAAUGUGCAAGAAUCAUGGGGGGCUGCCUGAGAAGCUCCAGAAUAAGAUUAUUGACAAGGCAAAGCUCAAUCUUUCAAACAAUAUGUCAUCUAUUGAUUUUAGGAAGAUUGUUCAAGUGACCAUGGAUUUGAUUGACCAGUAUGUAGGGAAUAAGAAGGUCUUUAAAGAAGAUGAAAUGAAGCAGAAGGAAAUGGAAAAGCUUGGUGAGUCAUAUCAAUUAGCUAACAAACUCCCUACAGUUGAGGCUCUAAAGAGAACAGCUAGUUCUGUGAAGACUGAAGAAUCUGAAUCAAAAUUCAAAGCCAAGAGUUCUGAGAGCACCAAUAUUAAAGCUGCAAUUGAAAAGAUGACCAACAAGUUUACAAAUUUAGUAUUGGCCAUAAGAGUACAGUCAAAUCAGAUACAAGGAAAUUCCAAUCAGUACUAUAUGCUGCAGAGAGAAGGGCCUCCAAAACCCAUACCAAAUUAUACAACAAAUGUGACUACUAAUUUUGCAACUGUACAAGAGAACACCCAACCACAAUUAGUCAAUUCUUAUGUGGCUCAAAAUGGUUCACCAAUGACAAGCUAUCAUUCUAGUGGCCAAGAAGGAGCUUGA
This is a messenger RNA of Coccidioides immitis RS, 801 nucleotides long. RefSeq lists its product as uncharacterized. NCBI's taxonomy places the organism in Eukaryota, Fungi, Ascomycota, Eurotiomycetes, Onygenales, Onygenaceae. The record is from RefSeq and is a predicted model, not a curated record. Bases 1 to 801 code for a protein of 266 amino acids. The transcript is spliced from 2 exons.